UCUCCUCUCCCCGCCGCCUCAGCGCGGCCCCGCCGCCGCCAAGACGCCGCGGGCCGUGCUCCGAGUGAAGAAUGGGGCGGCCAAGCUCGCCAAGCCGCCCGCGGCCGCGGGCGAGACCCCCGGCGGCGCCCCCGGACCCGGGCUCUUCAUGGAGCGCUCGCAGAGCCGCCUCAGCCUCUCCGCCUCCUUCGAGGCCCUGGCCAUCUACUUCCCCUGCAUGAACAGCUUCGACGAGGAGGACGCGGAUGGUGAUGGUCGGAGACUGAAAGGAGCCAUCCAGAGGAGCACAGAAACUGGCCUGGCUGUGGAAAUGCCCAGCAGGACCGUCCGCCAAGCCAGCCACGAGUCCAUCGAGGACAGCAUGAACAGCUAUGGAUCAGAGGGAAACUUGAAUUUCAGUGGAGUCCAUCUGGCAUCUGCUGGGCAGUUUAGUGACUUCCUGGGGAGCAUGGGCCCUGCACAGUUUGUUGGCCGUCAGACCUUGGCCACCACCUCGAUGGGGGAUGUGGAAAUCGGCUUGCAAGAGCGAAAUGGGCAGCUUGAAGUGGAUAUCAUUCAGGCUCGAGGACUGACACCAAAACCCGGCUCCAAAACACUGCCAGCUGCUUACAUCAAAGCUUACCUGCUAGAGAAUGGCGUGUGCAUUGCGAAGAAGAAGACAAAAGUGGCUCGCAAGUCAUUAGACCCUUUGUACAAUCAGGUGUUACUGUUUGCUGAGAGUCCCCAGGGCAAAGUAUUACAGGUGAUAGUCUGGGGAAACUAUGGACGCAUGGAGCGCAAGCACUUCAUGGGAGUCGCCAGGGUUCUCCUGGAAGAACUGGAUUUGUCAACUUUAGCAAUCGGCUGGUACAAGCUCUUCCCAACUUCCUCGAUGGUAGAUCCCACUACAGGCCCGCUCCUGCGUCAGUCCUCACAGCUUUCCCUGGAGAGCACAGUGGGACCCUGCUGUGACAGGUCUUAG
Molecule: messenger RNA, 961 nt
Organism: Vidua chalybeata
Lineage: Eukaryota; Metazoa; Chordata; Aves; Passeriformes; Viduidae
Gene: RIMS4
Product: regulating synaptic membrane exocytosis 4
Exons: 6
Coding region: 149-961 (270 amino acids)
Biological process (GO): regulation of synaptic plasticity; regulation of membrane potential; positive regulation of synaptic transmission
Cellular component (GO): presynaptic membrane; cytoskeleton of presynaptic active zone
Molecular function (GO): transmembrane transporter binding; small GTPase binding
Source: RefSeq, a predicted model, not a curated record